AUGAAGCCCGGCGACAAGCUGUUCGGAAAGAUCGACCCGGCGAUACGGAACUGUAAACUCGGCGUGGCGAUCUUUUCGCCGAAUUACUGCGACUCGUACUUUUGCCUGCACGAGCUCGCGUUGUUGAUGGAGAGCAAGAAGAGGGUUAUACCGAUAUUUUGCGACGUGAAGCCGUCUCAGCUUCAGGUUGUCGAUUACGGGACUCACUCGCCUGAGCAACUGCAGAGGUUUAGUUUGGCUCUUGAGGAGGCUAAAUACACCGUCGGACUUGCAUUUGAUACUUUAGAAGGGGACUGGUCGAGUUUCUUGAACACUGCAACCGAUGCUGUUAUCAAGAACUUGGUGGAACUGGAAGCUCUGAAGUCAAGCAAAAACACUACAUAUAUCGUGCAAGGUCGUCAACAAGAACCGCGACAACAUUUUUAA
Molecule: messenger RNA, 426 nt
Organism: Hibiscus syriacus
Lineage: Eukaryota; Viridiplantae; Streptophyta; Magnoliopsida; Malvales; Malvaceae
Product: TIR-only protein-like
Exons: 2
Coding region: 1-426 (141 amino acids)
Biological process (GO): signal transduction
Source: RefSeq, a predicted model, not a curated record